AUGAGGUUCUCCGCCACCUUCUUCCUCGGCCUCGUCGCCUACGCGGCCGCCCUGCCCACAGUCACCCUGACCGGCGACGUCAUCGAGGCCCGCGCGCCCCAGCUCAGCGUGCCGCCGGGAACCCCGGUGACCGACACCCAGGGCGUCAAGCUCCGCCCGGGCACGAGAUGCACCACAACCUCGACCGAGGGCGUCCUCGCCUGCAACGACGGCACAGGCGCCGUCUUCAACAUCGUCAAAGGAAGGAUAAGGGGACGCGACCUCGUACCACCCGAGGAGGACUCGGGCGACGCGGCCGCGCAGGAGGCUGCCGAUGAUCGGGAGGAGGAGGACGAUUAG
Molecule: messenger RNA, 339 nt
Organism: Gaeumannomyces tritici R3-111a-1
Lineage: Eukaryota; Fungi; Ascomycota; Sordariomycetes; Magnaporthales; Magnaporthaceae
Exons: 1
Coding region: 1-339 (112 amino acids)
Source: RefSeq, a predicted model, not a curated record